Molecule: messenger RNA, 785 nt
Organism: Arachis ipaensis
Lineage: Eukaryota; Viridiplantae; Streptophyta; Magnoliopsida; Fabales; Fabaceae
Source: RefSeq, a predicted model, not a curated record
AUGGCGUCGAGUUCUACAAAGCCUACAAGAUGGUGUAAGAGCUCACUGAGUCUCACCUCUCUCACGGCUGGUCUCACCGUCGACCUGUCUCUAUCUCUCCGGUAUAUCGCUUCUCUCACGAGCGUUUCAGACUCAAGGUCGUUGCGCUCUGUUUCUGUCACUGCUCUGUCACCGUCGCUGCUCUAUCGCGCUCUGUCACAAGCGAAUCGAUGGAAUUCGACCCGAUCCCAAUCAGUUCCUGCUCCAAAGAGAACCAGAUCAUCUACCAAUAGUUGUUUAAAUUACGCCGAUUCAGCAAAGCAUUGCCGUAUGGAGUUACUCAUGCAGCAAAGUGUAAGUACCGCUGGAUCAGCUUUAGAGCAUAUGAAGAGGACUCAUGAGGCUGUAAAUGAGAAAGAAUCCAAACAUAUUUCUGCAGCAGUGUCACUAAUCAGCUCCACAAAUUAAAGCUAGGAAGCUCAGCUCCUCCUCCAAGAAAGGCCGGUGGCCGGAGAUGAGUGUAACAGAAGGUAAAUUAUAAUAUAGACAUCUUCAAAGAGAACGUGAUAAGUGUUAUUAUAGGCAUGAACAUUGAGUUUUGAGGUAGAGAGGAGAAUGAAUAUGCCAUGCGGCAAUACUCUGUAAGUUUUGUUUUGAUUUUUUGUUUUUUAAUUUUAUUUUUAGAUAAAAGGAUAUUCGUUUUCCAUAGAUGGCAUAAUAAGGUGCAUACAGGAUUCUAAAGUUAUGAGGACAGUGAGAGACGUUUCCAUCAUAGCCAAAAAUUUCAUGAUUAUCUUUUCUUUAAA